Huiozyma naganishii CBS 8797 is the source of this 2163-nucleotide messenger RNA. It is a transcript of the gene KRE6, whose product is annotated as beta-glucan synthesis-associated protein KRE6. The transcript has a single exon. The coding region runs from base 1 to 2163 and encodes 720 amino acids. Gene Ontology annotation, cellular component: endoplasmic reticulum membrane; plasma membrane. Gene Ontology annotation, biological process: (1->6)-beta-D-glucan biosynthetic process; fungal-type cell wall organization. Lineage: Eukaryota; Fungi; Ascomycota; Saccharomycetes; Saccharomycetales; Saccharomycetaceae. The record is from RefSeq and is a predicted model, not a curated record. Gene Ontology annotation, molecular function: glucosidase activity.
AUGCCGGUCAGAAACCUUACGGAUUCCAAUCUGAACUUGAACGAGUCGUCUGAAAAUGUGGGACAGAGAGGUGGUCCAAAUCCAUACGACGCGUUGACGAAUCCGUUCUUGGAUUCCAAUGACGAAUUCGGUGACAUGAGAGGGCCGCAGUCGGGGUCCUCAUCGAUGGACCGUCAGCAAGACUCUGGGUACGACCACAUGGACGAUGCGGAUUUCACGCAAAAAUACUCGGCCACCAAUGGCAAUAUUACAGAUUACAAGGGUUACUACUCAAGGAACGCCAGUGCGGUGAACCAGAGUGCCAACGACACAACAGCAUUUCUGCCCCAGGGGAGAGGUAGGAUUUCAUCUGCGUCACCAAAUCCACCUAUAUUCGAUGCCAACGAGAUUCUAACGCCGCCAGCGUUUGACAGGUACCCGCUUGUAGGGUCCAAAGCUGCAUCGCAGACGAAUCUAAACUCGCAACUGAAUUCAGGGUCGUAUGGGAACCUGCAUAACCAACGCAAUGUAUACUCGGGACAACCAUCUCCAAGAGACGGUUCUAACUCUACUUUCUCGUCCUCAAAUCCAUUCAACCAAGAGCAAGAUUUUUCACCCUUUGGUGGGUACCCGACGACCUCCUUCCCAUUGCUAAUGGACGACAAAGAGGACGACGACUAUCUGCAUAACCCUGAUCCAGAGGAGGAGGCAAAAUUGGAUAGGAAAAGAUUUAUAGAAGACUUCAAACAUAUGGAUAGAAGGGCAUUCAGUGGUUUUAUGGGUAUAAUAAUCCUGUUUUCAGCUGCGGCAGUUGUCUUCGUGGUGCUACCGGCACUAACAUUCACAGGUGUCACAAACUACGGACCCAAAUACGAGGUUGUUGAGUUCCUGACAGGAUACCAGUACCCACAACUAUCCGCCAUAAGAACGAGUCUGGUAGAUCCUGACACGCCGGAGGAAAGCUUAACAAGAAAGGCGAAGGACGGCUCAUCGUGGAAACUGGUCUUUUCAGAUGAAUUCAACGCAGAGGGAAGAACGUUCUACGAGGGUGACGAUCAAUUCUGGACCGGCCCUGAUAUCCAUUACGAUGCUACGAAGGAUCUGGAAUGGUACAGUCCGGAUGCAUCAACGACUAAAAAUGGGACUCUUAAAUUGCGCAUGGACGCGUUCAAGAACCACGGGCUAUACUACAGAUCUGGGAUGCUCCAAAGUUGGAAUAAGAUGUGUUUCACACAAGGGAUAUUAGAGAUUUCCGCCAACUUGCCGAACUACGGUAAAGUUACUGGACUGUGGCCUGGUAUGUGGACGAUGGGGAAUCUUGGGAGACCAGGUUACCUAGGAAGUACAGACGGUGUUUGGCCAUAUUCCUACGACUCUUGCGAUGCCGGGAUAACGCCAAACCAAAGCUCCCCGGACGGUAUCUCCUACCUACCAGGGCAAAGACUCAGUGCCUGCACGUGUGAUGGUGAGGACCACCCAAACCCAGGUGUUGGUAGAGGUGCUCCUGAGAUUGAUGUUUUGGAAGGUGAAGUGGACACAGUACUGGGGGUAGGUAUUGCUUCCCAAUCCCUGCAAGUUGCUCCGUUUGAUAUUUGGUACAUGCCAGACUACGACUUCAUCGAAGUUUACAACUUUACCACCACCCAAAUGAACGGGUACUGUGGCGGUCCAUUCCAACAAGCCGUUUCAGCCGUUUCAACUCUGAACCGUACUUGGUACGAAUUUGGCCCCGAUUCUGGUUAUUAUCAAAAAUACGCAAUUGAAUACUUGAAUGAUGACGAGGACGGAUACGUGCGUUGGUUUGUUGGGGACGACCCCACAUAUACUAUUUAUGCAAAGGCACUGCAUCCAAAUGGUAAUAUUGGUUGGAGAAGAAUUAGCAAAGAACCAAUGUCUGUCGUUUUGAACUUGGGUAUAUCGAACAACUGGGCUUACAUCGAUUGGAGAUCUAUUUUCUUUCCUGUUACUAUGUCGAUCGACUAUGUCAGAGUAUACCAACCAUCGGAUGCUGUGUCGAUUACGUGUGACCCUGUGGACUUCCCAACCUACGAUUAUAUUGAGUCGCACAAAGUAAUUUACCAAAAUCCAAAUAUUACCAAAUUUGAACUGGCAGGAUUCAGCAUGCCAAAGAACAUUCUGACGGGCAAUUGUAAAAGUUCUAAAUUUUCAUUAUCAAAUUCAUAA